UGAAACUUCACCAUCAUCCACUGCAAAUUCACCAUCAGUCACUGCAACUUCACCUCUAGCCACUGCAACUUCACCUCUAAACACUCCAACUUCCUCACCAGCCACUGGAACCUCACCAUCAUCCACUGCAAUGUCACCACCAGCCACUGCAACCUCACCACCAAAUACAGCAACCUCACCACCUGUCACUGCAACUUCACCUCUAGUCACUGAAACUUCACCAUCAUCCACUGCAAAUUCACCACCAGUCACUGCAACUUCACCUCUAGCCACUGCAACUUCACCUCUAAACACUCCAACUUCCUCACCAGCCACUGGAACCUCACCAUCAUCCACUGCAACGUCACCAUCAGCCACUGCAACCUCACCAUCAAAUACAGCAACCUCCCCACCUGUCACUGCAACUUCACCUCUAGUCACUGAAACCUCACCAUCAUCCACUGCAACGUUAUCUCCAGCCACUGCAACCUCACCACCAGCCACAGGAACCUCACCACCUGUCACUGCAACUUCACCACCAGCCACAGCAACUUCACCACCAGCCACAGCAACUUCACCUCUAGUCACUGAAACCUCACCAUCAUCAACUGCAAAUUCCCCACCAGUUACUCCAACUUCACCUCUUGCCACUGGAACUUCACCUCUAAUCACUGCAACUUCCUCACCAGCCUCUGUAACCUCACCAUCAUCUACUGCAACGUCACCACCAAUCACGACAACUUUACCUACAGUCCCUCUAACUUCACCUGUAAUCACUGCAAGUUCCCCUCCAGUCACUGCAACUUCACCAAGGAUCACUGUGACCUCACCGAUCGUCAACACAUCUCCAACACCAGUCACUGCAACUCCCCCACCAAAUACUGCAACUUCAACACCAUUUUCAAAUACAUCACCACUGCAAAAUACAACCUUCCAACAAGUCAAAACUACUGUAUCUGGAACCACAUCUACUACAUUUUCACCAGCUACUAACAGGACCACACCAGUCACAGCUAUUCCUCCUGCACCCCCUUCAACCAAUGCUACAAGUGGACCACCCGUUCCAACUACUACAAACCCACCAACUAAACCAGUAACAACCCAGUCUACCGUGACCACCACUACAACAACUGUUGUAGUCACCACUCCCUCUCCAACAGCUCCCCCUACAGGCAAUGAAAGAGCCUUGAAUGUUUCAUUCCGUCUUCUUGACACAUUUACAUCAGAUCUCGAGGAUAGGACCUCUCCAAGAUUUAAACAACUUGCUGACCUAGUCAUCAUACAGGUAAACAUUGCGUGCAGAAGAAUCUAUGGAAUCUUUUUCCUUCGGUCUUUUAUCAUUGCAUUCCGGAGUGGAUCAGUGAUCCCCCAAAUGGGUUUGGUGUUUAGAGACAACAGCUCAACUCCCACACUUUCCAAUGCAACAACAGAACUUAACUCUGAACUUACCAGCAGCAAAACUGGCCUCAACAUUUCAGAUGGCAGUGUUAAUACAACCAUCUACAAUGCUCCUGCACCUGUAACUAAUGUUACGACGAACACAACAACCGUCCCUGCUGCAACAAAUGCAACGACAGUCGCCACAACAGUAACCACUGCAGUGUCCUCUACUGCUACUACUCUUACGACAGCGACUACACCAGCAACAGACCCUCCAACUUCUACAGAAGGAACCCUUUGGCUUAGAUUUCGUCUCAUCAGAAACUUUAUCUUAGACUACGGCAUAAUUACUUCACAGGCUUACAAGACUCUAGCUUUAGAAGUUCUCACAGAGGUUAACAGAAUUGGCAAAAAUCUGAACCCAUCUUCCUAUAGGCGCUCCAUCAUUAAUUCGUUCACGAGUGGAUCAGUGGUUGUCAACAUGACUCUUGUUUACUCUGAUAAAGCUUCAGUUCCUGAUGUGACCACAACUAAUCGACUGUUCCAAACUGAACUUGAAAAAUCAUCCUUGAAUAUUGUAAAUGGCAGUGUGAUUGUGGAGUCAACAACAACAUCAAGCAGUCCUCCUCGACCCACCAUGGGCACACUGGCCAUCUUUUCACUCACUAUGCUGGCUGUGGCACAGAUGCUCAUCAGCUCAUAAAACCCAAAGCUUUGACAUCCACCAACUAAGCCCACAGCCUUUUUUUUAAAUGUACAAAAGAGCAGAAGGAAAAUGUGUGCAUUGUGAACUUUGCAUCAGCAGCAUAUGGUAAAGGGAUGAAUGCAAUUAGUCAGAAAUCAUGACAAAUUAACAGUAUUUUUCCAGAUUUGAUAUCACAUGCUAUUUUAUGUUACUAAUCAGUUCUCUGUGAUAACAACAAAAAAAGUAGUUCACUUUGUGUGUUAAAUUUUUGUUUUGAGAAUGGAAGUUUUUUCAUUGAAAAAAAAUGCACAUGUAUCAAUGAAAAUGAACAACAUAUUUAUUUCUUAUUUAAAAGGGCUUUGCAGUUAACUAUUUAAAUGUAUUGUGCACUCUGAACGAGAACAGAAGUUUAGGUUUGGAUGUAGAUUUCAACCGAAAUCAAACAACUGACUUUUAAAAACCUGGGAUUCCCAUGGCAUCUUAGAAUACUGUUUACUUUGCUGUUUUCAAAUAUUUAUUUUGAACUACAUCCAUAAAAAUGUCAAUAGGUUAUUAUUAAGAGAUUAUGUGAGCAAAUAGUUUUGAAUGUAUUGCUUUUGCAGGAUCAAAGCAGUUUUGAAAGAAUGUGCACUGCCUUUAAAUCAGGUAUUUUCUGCUAGUCUAAAAUGUCUGUGUACUGUUAUUAUAGUUAUUUGUAAGCGUUUUCUUCAUUACCAGAUUCUACUAAAUUAUUUCUGUAUAUGCCUUAUUGAGAGGGGGGGGUAUUCAAACUGUAUUAUUAAUCAACAGAGCAAUUAAAAAGCAUUAAAAAAA
This is a messenger RNA of Oryzias melastigma (Indian medaka), 2857 nucleotides long. RefSeq names its product mucin-2. The record is from RefSeq and is a predicted model, not a curated record. NCBI's taxonomy places the organism in Eukaryota, Metazoa, Chordata, Actinopteri, Beloniformes, Adrianichthyidae. Bases 131 to 2062 code for a protein of 643 amino acids. The transcript is spliced from 8 exons.